AUGGAACCAAAUGCCAAAGGAUUGGGGUUCGUGACCCUGCCAACAAUAUCCACUCCGAAAGAUAUUGUGUCCUUACUCGCCUCAGUCAUUGCCGCGAGACUACUCCUUCGCACUUUUUAUACUACAAUCCUAUAUCCUGAACUAUUCACACCGUUGAAACACAUCCCCACGCCAGCAGGUCGGUCCUUGGGCAAGGGAACUACAGCACCAUCCCAAAAAUCGCAUGCGGCACGCUUACGUUACUGGAGCAAGACGGUCCCAAAUAACGGCCUCAUCAGGUACUACUUGCCUGGCAACCAAGAGAGGGUGUUGGUGACCAGCCCCAAGGCAUUGGCAGAGAUCUUGGUCGCUCACCCCACCGAUUUCACCAAACCUAAAGCUACAAGAGAGCGACUUUGGUACAUCACUGGCAGGGGCCUCCUUUUAGCUGAAGGAGAGGAACACAAGAUACAGCGCAAGAGCCUUGUGCCCGCAUUCUCCUUCCGCCACGUCAAAGACCUGUACCCUGUAUUUUGGUCCAAAGCCCGAGAAUUGACAGAUAGCCUCGAGAAAGAAAUCAAAAAAGCGCCGGCAAAGGCGACUCGGGCGACUCUCGAUAUCAUUGGGGUCGCGGGCAUGAAUCAUGACUUUGACGCUCUCCACGAUCCCGACAACCUCCUCAACAGGCAAUAUAGGCGAUUGCGACAAGAACCAUCUUGGAUAGAAGUCCUCUGCAGCUUUGUAACCUCCCUGCUUUCGCCAAAGGAUGCAUCCAUCGUUUCGCAAUUGCCAACGAGCCGCAAAAGGGAGGUCAAAGAAGCGUCUGACUAUAUUAGGUCCGUCUGCCGGAGUAUCAUCCAAGAGAAGCGGGAGAAAUCAGAGUCAGAUCAGACCACGAGCGAGGUUGAUAUCAUCGCCGUCGCUUUGAAAAGCGGCGUCUUCACUGACGCAAACCUUGUUGACCAAAUGAUGACCUUUCUAGCCGCCGGGCACGGCACUACCUCACACGCUCUACAGUGGGCUGUUCAUGUCCUUUGUAAGCACGGGCAGAUCCAAACGCGCCUACGACAAGAGGUCCGCGACAACCUUCCAUCAAUCACGGAUUCCGAAUCCACUAUUUCUGCUACGGAGUUGGACAGACUUCCCUACCUUCACGCCUUCUGCAAUGAGCUCCUCCGCUUUUAUCCGCCAGUUCCGAUCACUGUGCGCGAGGCUCUCCACGACAUGACUGUAGCCGGCCAGCGGAUCCCCAAAGGGACAACCUUUACCAUUGCGCCUGGGGUGACAAAUCUGGACGAACAGCUCUGGGGUCCAGACGCAGGCAAGUUCGACCCGGAGCGCUGGAUGCAAAAGGGCUGCGCGAACACGGGCGGUGUGCAGAACCACCUCGGGUUUCUUACCUUUCUGCAUGGUCCACGUAGCUGUAUCGGGGCGACGUUCGCACGGUCAGAGUUGGCAUGUUUGGUGGCUGCGCUCGUCGGCAGAUUCCGCUUGGAAUUGGAGGAUCCCAAUAAAGAGGUAGAGCCCACACAGAGGGGGAUUGGGGCGGCCCCGGUGGAUGGGGUUCGGACGAGGCUGGAGGUUGUGGAUGGGUGGUAG
Capronia epimyces CBS 606.96 is the source of this 1578-nucleotide messenger RNA. Its product is annotated as cytochrome P450 oxidoreductase. The coding region runs from base 1 to 1578 and encodes 525 amino acids. The transcript has 3 exons. The record is from RefSeq and is a predicted model, not a curated record. NCBI's taxonomy places the organism in Eukaryota, Fungi, Ascomycota, Eurotiomycetes, Chaetothyriales, Herpotrichiellaceae. Gene Ontology annotation, molecular function: oxidoreductase activity, acting on paired donors, with incorporation or reduction of molecular oxygen; monooxygenase activity; iron ion binding.